AUGCAAGAGAGAAGCAAACAAUAUCACAGCAGCCAAACUGAUUUACCAAGGACAUGUGUAUGUAAUUCGGGUGCCGAACAUGGCGAUGGACGACUUCGGACACUAAGAGGCGUGAUGCUGACCGAGACAGCAAGGCCACAAAGGGUGCGUUGCGUUGUGGAAAUUUGCACCCUCAACUGUUGAGGUCACCCACGCCCCAGAGGAGAGGGGAGGGGUCCGCCUGAACAACAGAAGGGGGGACCUCCGCAGGUGAAAGGGAUUCUGAUCGGUGAAGUUGUGUUGUCCUUACACUUGCAAGGCAUGUGCAUGAAGCCAGAAGCAAGCCACUGUCGUCGAACCAAGAAACGGGCAUAUGCCGAAUCGCCAGGAGUGUCGCACCAAAGCUUUGCCCCUGAAAGCAGGGUG
This is a messenger RNA of Microdochium trichocladiopsis, 405 nucleotides long. RefSeq lists its product as uncharacterized. The record is from RefSeq and is a predicted model, not a curated record. The coding region runs from base 1 to 183 and encodes 60 amino acids. Lineage: Eukaryota; Fungi; Ascomycota; Sordariomycetes; Xylariales; Microdochiaceae. The transcript has a single exon.